Tribolium castaneum (red flour beetle) is the source of this 1244-nucleotide messenger RNA. RefSeq names its product rhodopsin 1/6-like. Gene Ontology annotation, cellular component: plasma membrane. Gene Ontology annotation, molecular function: G protein-coupled photoreceptor activity. NCBI's taxonomy places the organism in Eukaryota, Metazoa, Arthropoda, Insecta, Coleoptera, Tenebrionidae. The record is from RefSeq and is marked validated. Gene Ontology annotation, biological process: cellular response to light stimulus; G protein-coupled receptor signaling pathway; visual perception.
UCCGUUGGAUGUGUUCUCUUACCAUUGGAAUACCUCCAAGAAGCCGUGAUUUAAGGCCACCAUGUCUGUGAUGGGCGAGCCAAACUUCAUCGCCUGGGCGGCGCAGCGCUCGGGCUAUGGCGGCGGCAACCUCACCGUCGUGGACAAAGUCCUCCCCGACAUGCUCCACCUGGUGGACGCCCAUUGGUACCAGUUCCCGCCCAUGAACCCCCUCUGGCACGGCAUUCUGGGCUUCGUGAUCGGCGUUCUGGGCUUCGUCUCCAUCGUGGGCAACGGAAUGGUCAUCUACAUCUUCUCCUCCACCAAGGCGCUGCGAACCCCCUCGAACCUCCUCGUGGUCAAUUUGGCCUUCUCCGACUUCCUGAUGAUGCUCUGCAUGUCCCCGGCUAUGGUCAUUAAUUGCUACAACGAGACCUGGGUGCUGGGGCCCCUCGUGUGCGAGCUCUACGGCAUGAGUGGGUCUCUCUUCGGAUGCGCAUCCAUCUGGACCAUGACGUUCAUCGCCUUGGAUCGGUACAAUGUGAUUGUGAAGGGGCUCAGUGCGCAACCGUUGACCAAGAAAGGGGCCAUGUUGAGGAUACUGAUCAUCUGGGUCUUCUCCACGCUGUGGACCAUCGCACCCUUCUUUGGAUGGAACCGCUACGUGCCAGAAGGCAACAUGACGGCGUGUGGAACGGAUUAUUUGACCAAGGAUUGGGUUAGUCGGAGCUAUAUUUUGGUUUACGCCGUUUGGGUCUAUUUCGUUCCUCUCUUCACCAUCAUCUAUUCCUACUGGUUUAUAGUGCAGGCCGUGGCCGCCCACGAAAAAUCGAUGAGAGAACAAGCAAAGAAAAUGAACGUUGCGUCCUUGCGAUCCUCCGAAGCAGCCCAAACCAGCGCCGAAUGCAAACUCGCCAAGAUAGCCCUAAUGACCAUCACGCUCUGGUUCUUCGCUUGGACUCCUUACCUGGUCACCAACUUCACCGGUAUUUUCGAAGGUGCCAAAAUCAGUCCUUUGGCCACCAUCUGGUGCUCGCUCUUUGCUAAAGCCAACGCUGUCUACAACCCGAUCGUAUACGGAAUCAGCCAUCCAAAGUACAGACAAGCCCUCCAGAAGAAGUUCCCGUCGUUGGUGUGCGCGGGCGAGCCGGACGACACCACCUCCACGGCUUCGGGGGUAACGAACGUUACCACCGACGAGAAGCCGGCCACGGCUUAAGUAGUGAUUUAAUGGCUUUUGUUUGAUUCUUGUAAUGAUCAAUAAG